Bombyx mandarina (wild silkworm) is the source of this 883-nucleotide messenger RNA. RefSeq lists its product as uncharacterized. NCBI's taxonomy places the organism in Eukaryota, Metazoa, Arthropoda, Insecta, Lepidoptera, Bombycidae. The record is from RefSeq and is a predicted model, not a curated record.
GUUUGUUUGCCAUUUGUUUGUAUUUGAGAAUUCUCGUACUCAAAAUAAGUUUGAACUCAUAUAAACUUGUAUAGAGAAAUAUACUAUACCUCUACUUGCUUUCUAAUAAAUAUCAACGGCCUGAAAUAAUUCGGUUGCCAAUAGCGCGAUAUAUAUUAAAUAAUUCCAUUAUAGAAUACAAGUAGGUAGCGUUAACUAGCGUUACUUUCAAUGAGAGAGGUGUUUUGUGUUCACUGCUACAACAGAAGCUACCUGAAACCAGCCAUAGCAUAGUUGGGAAAUGUAGGAAUAAAAAACAGCAGAAGUAAAGUCAAACUGCAACGAAACUACUAACAAAUAUAAGCUAUUAAGACUAGAUCACACGUAAACCUGUUUUAUAAAAUCAGCGUUCCCAAGACAGGUACCUCAAAUAUGGGUGAUGAUAGUGAGGCAGCCGUAGACGGGAGAAUUAGGCAGAUAAUCCCCAGAUGUAAACAUGAAGCACACGUCACACCUGCACAAACGGAGCAAGUGACUGCACAGGUACAAGAAACAACAUCCCGGUCUCCGGUGGCACAUAUAAGAUUGAGUCGUAGGAGAUUUGCAACUGUAGUUACAGCACAAGAGAGGCCACGAAGAAAGAGAAAUUUGAAUCUUCAUCGCAAUGCUCGUGCAAUAGCAAAGUCUAGAGCUGAAUCAAUGAGGGUACUGGCGGCUGCCUCUGAAACACUAGCGGAAGCUGUUAAGAUCCAGGCCGAGGCUGCUAUAAUACAAGCCGAAGCUGCGAAAGCUCAAACUGAAGCGUCAUUGCAAUUCGCCCAGAUUUCUAAUAAAAUAGAGGACAUACUAACUUUAUUAUUGAAUAAAAAUAAUAAUUAGUCUUAUAGUUUUAUUCUUUCACUAA